Messenger RNA from Aspergillus aculeatinus CBS 121060, 2263 nucleotides. RefSeq names its product DNA helicase ZGRF1-like domain-containing protein. Gene Ontology annotation, biological process: double-strand break repair. The record is from RefSeq and is a predicted model, not a curated record. The transcript has a single exon. Gene Ontology annotation, cellular component: site of double-strand break; nucleus. NCBI's taxonomy places the organism in Eukaryota, Fungi, Ascomycota, Eurotiomycetes, Eurotiales, Aspergillaceae. Bases 254 to 1921 code for a protein of 555 amino acids.
UAUCAGGUUCCUUCACUCGAACCCAUCACCAACGGUUCUACGGCAAUUGCAGCAUCUCCCUCAACCCGCAACCUCCACCUCACCUCGAACACAACAAAUCCGAUGGUCCCCCAGAACAGGGUCCCCAACCCUGGACAGACCCUUCCGCCUCCCCCACCACCACCUUGAGAGCAGCAACACAGCAGCACCACGCACCCCAACCUCACAAUCAACCAACCAACUAACCAACCCACCUAUUUCCUCAGCAUACAAAAUGACCUACCCCUCCACCCCGACCCCCUCGGGGUUCCCCCCCUCCUCCUCCGGCCUAUCCUCCACCACCUCCCCAUUCACAACCCCACUCACCCAAAACACCGCCCCGGUCAUCAAACACCGCUGCCUCUUCACGCACGACACGCGCCGCAAGGCCAAACGCUGGCAGGACGGGUACCUGCGCUACCACACCUUCAACAAACGCAUCAUGGCCUACGACACGAGCGGCAACUUCAUCGGCGAUCUGCACUGGCGCCAGGACGCGGCCGUGCAGGACGGCGACGAGCUCGAGCUGGAUCGCGGCGUCUUGGUGCAGGUCUGUGAGGCGGUGGGGCGGUCGGAGACGGAUCUGGGGGCUGUGCUGUCGCAUUCAUAUCCCAAUUCGCAUUUGAAUGGGGUGGCGGGUGGAGGGAAUGGGAAGAGGGGGUUUGGUGCUGCAAGUACGCAGGGUUCGUUGGCGGGGUCACAACAGCAGCAGCAGCAGUCUAUGCGGUCUUUGAAUGAUUUGCUGGGGAUAAAGAAGACAACACCGGCUUUGGGGGGAACGGGCUCGGGUUUGGCGACUUCGGGGUUGGCUGCGACGCGAGUUAUGCAAGGUCCGGAGCGCGGGGCCGGAGAGCUGUCGGCUGCGCGUGCUGCGAAACGGCAGAGGGUUGACGGGUCGGGUCUGGGUUUGGGUUCGGGUGCUGUGGAAGGAGGAUUGUUCGCGCUGCAGCAGGUCCCUACUCGUCGUGUACUGGCUCAGCCGGUUCAGCCUCGACCGCGGCCGGCGGUCGUGGACCUGACGGGUUCGUCGACUGCGCUGGUGACGAAUCCAGCUGCUACCGCUACCGCUACAUCCACAAGGCUGCAGAGCCACGAUCUUGAACGACAAAGAGCCGACUCGAGGACAAGUGUACAAGCGAAGAGCAUGUCUCGCGAAGAGGGGAGUACUAUUCCUCAACGACAAGCAUCGCGCAAAGAAGGCAGCAAUCCUCCACAGCUACCGUCGUCACGCAAAGAGAGCAGCUACCCUCUACCACAACGACAAGCAACCCGCAAUGCGAACAGCAAUCCUCCACAACUACCGUCGUCACGCGAAGAGAGCAACUCAGCGCCAGAAGAGCCACCCGUCCUUCUCCGACUCUCGACCAGCAAACGACGCAAGAAACUCAUGUACUCGGCCCUACUCCCCGGUGGGGGUGGAAAAGUCGCCAAACCAGCUUCAUCCGCACCAGCCCCAGCCCCAGCCCCAGUACCAGCACCACCCAGAAACAACAAAAACCCUCCACCCCCCGCACAACCACCCACAACCACCACCGCCACUCCACCAAAACCCCACGACUUCACCCCCUCGACCUCAACCCAAACCAUCCUCAACGACCUAAUCACCGCACCACCACGCGUCCCACCCAACCCAAGAAACCACACUCCCACAACCACAAAACCAAACACAAACCCCCUCAACCCCAUUAACCGCAACCCAAGAUCGAACAUCCCAACGCACACCAGCCUCCGCAAGUCCUACUCCGACCCCACCGCCCUAGCCACCACCACCACUGUCCACAGAGCCAACCAUACAACCAUCCCAGACCCCGCCGGCGACGACCCCUUCGACCAAGGGCCCUGGACCCGCGAGGCCCUGGAUCUCUUUGAUUUCUGGCCGGCGGGGCGGGCGAAGCCUGUUUAGUUGACCCCCAUUUAAUGCCUCAAGUUGUUUGGGGUUGAUGAGAGAGGAUGAGAUGGGGGCUCGGUGGGUAAUAGAAGCGGAGCUGUACGGCUAUAUAUGCAGCAUGCCCUGCCCUGUCCUGUCCUCUGCAAGGUGCAUGUGGAACGGAUGUGGUUGGUGGAUGAAGACAUUCUCUUCUUCUGCAGGAGGGCGUUGUUUACUCUUAUACUAUUUUUGUUUUUGUUUUUGUUUUUCCUAUGGUUUGAUGACCUAUGAUACCCUUUUGCAUUGAUUACGAUGAUAUAUUAUAUCUGUGUAUACAUCCAACCAGCCAUACCACAAUACCUUGAAUUACGAAUAUAC